UGGCUCAUUGCUUAGUACACCACAGUUCACAGAGGGGCAAUCUAAGGAAGCUUAUAGUCAAACAUGGAACUAUAACAACUUCUACUGUUCCUUGACAUAACAACCACCUUUUAUAAUUGUGUCAAUCCUGAGAAUCAACACAUAUAACUUCAAUCAACUAACUACUCAGUAUGGCAGAAUACAAGUUGUCUGCAUCUUUGGCAGGUCAUGAAGAUGAUGUAAGUUAUAAUACAAUACUACAACACUCCAUUCUCCAACAAGGUCAACCUGAAUGUUUGGCGACAACAACAUAUACUGAUAUGCUACUUUUCAAUAUAGGUUCGAGCUGUAGCUUUUCCAUCUUCAAAAGCUAUAGUAUCAGCAUCUAGAGAUGGAACAGUACGAUUAUGGAAGCAACUUUCAGAUAAUCCACCACUAUUCGAUGCCACCAUUUCCUCUCAUGCAACAGCCUUUGUAAAUACAGUCGCAUAUUUACCGCCGAGUUCUCAAUUUCCAGAUGGUUUGGUCAUAUCCGGCGGAAAGGACACAGUCAUUGAAGUUCGACAAACUUCGAGAAAACCAGAAGAUAAUGCGGAAGCUUUACUUAUAGGACACAGUCACAAUAUAUGUGCUUUGGAUGUGGAUCCAGCUGGACGAUUUAUAAUCAGUGGAAGUUGGGAUGCGGAAGCAAGAAUAUGGCCAUUAGGGAAAUGGGAGUGUGAAUCUGUUCUAAGAGGACAUGAAGGUAGUGUUUGGGCGGUUCUUGCUAUAGAUCCAGAAACUGUAAUAACUGCUUGUGCGGAUAAGCUCAUUAGAGUCUUUCAUACUAGUGGUAAAUUACUGCGGACUAUUCGAGGAAGUGCAGAUGUUGUUCGAGCUCUUUGCAGGUUACCUAAGGGUCAUCCAUCAGGAGCAGAUUUCGCAUCAGCUGGAAAUGAUGCUGUAAUCAGAUUAUGGACUCUUUCCGGAAAACAGGUGGCAGAAUUACAUGGACAUGAGAACUUCAUUUAUUCAAUUGCCUCAACGCCUUCUGGAGAAAUCAUCAGUUCUGGUGAAGAUCGAACUUUAAGAGUAUGGAAAGAUAGUCAAUGUAUCCAAACGAUCACGCAUCCAGCAAUUUCGGUAUGGGGUGUAGCUGUUUGUGAGGAAACUGGGGAUGUUGUAUCAGGAGCAAGUGAUAGAGUGGUGCGAGUCUUUACAAGAAAUUCGGAGCGCUUUGCAGAUGCAGAGACAACAAAAUUAUUUGAAGAUUCAGUGAAGGAAUCGUCAAUACCUCAACAAGCACUACCAGAAGUUAACAAAGAGAAGCUUCCUGGACCGGAAUUCCUUGCCCAAAAAAGUGGCACCAAAGAAGGACAAGUUCAAAUGAUUCGUGAGCUGAAUGGAGCUGUCACUGCACAUACCUGGUCUAGUUGUAAGUAAUUCCUACUACUCGAUCUACAAUUGUAAGCUAACAAUUAUCUAGCACAAGGCCAAUGGAUAAAUGUAGGAACUGUUGUUGAUGCUGUUGGAAGCAGUGGGAAGAAAGUCGAAUACCUCGGAAAGGAGUAUGAUUUUGUUUUUGAUGUUGAUAUUGAGGAUGGUAAACCUCCUCUCAAGCUUCCUUAUAACUUAUCCCAGAAUCCUUAUGAAGCCGCCACAAAAUUCAUCGCAAAUAAUGAGCUUCCAGUAACCUACUUAGAGCAAGUAGCCAAUUUUAUCACAACUAAUACCCAAGGAGCUACAAUUGGCCAAACUCAAGAAAGUUCUGGACCGGAUGCGUGGGGUAGUGAUCAAAGAUAUAGACCAGGAGAGGGAGAGAGCUCGGCGCCUGUAAAUAUCCCUCCACCGCCAAAGGUUCUCCCGCAAAAAGAGUAUCUCUCAAUUAUUGUGGCUUCGGUCCCCAAGAUGCAAAAGAAGAUUGAAGAAGUCAAUAAGGCUUUAAUUGCGGAUGGUCAAAAAGGUAUAUCAUUAAAUCCUGACGAGCUCGAAAUUCUUCAAGAACUUCGAAAACAUCUCGAAUCCGCCGGCGCUACGAAAACCUCUCAGUCAGUUAUUGGAGGCCUCGAUCUAGCUAUUAAACUCUCUACUCGCUGGCCUUAUAAAGAUCGACUCGCUGGACUUGAUCUCUUGCGUCUCCUAGCCAUUGCCCCUGAGACUGCAAAUUAUUGUAGUUCCGGGGGCUGGAGUAUAAUCGACGUUUUUUCACAAGCCGCUUUAGAGACUCCACCUCCAUCCGAAAAUCACAUUAUGAUGUCCGUUCGUGGUUUUGCCAACCUUUUUGAUUCUACUGAAGGUCGUCAAUUAGCCCAAGACAAUUUCGAUAAAGUUCACAUCUUUAUAAAAGAAGCUAUUAAGACAUCUACUAAUAGGAAUUUGUUGGUGGCUGCUACAACUGUUUUUAUUAACUAUGCAGUGUUGUUUACUGAAAAGGACCCGGAUUUCGAACAUGUUCUUGCUGUGUUAGAUAUUGUUACUAGUAUCUUGAAGACACAGGUGGAUAGUGAGGUGGUGUAUAGAGGAUUAGUGGGAUUAGGGACGGUGUUGAGUGUAGGAGAGGAGAUUCGAGAGGCUGGAAAGGAUGUCUAUGGUGUUUUAGGUGUUGUAGAUGGUUGUGUGAAGAAGGCUAGUGAUCCUCGGGUAAAGAAUGUGGGAAGAGAAAUUCGACAGUUACUUGCGUAGUUAAAUAAGGGGCUAGGAUUGGCUGGUAGAAUUGGCUGGAAUUGGCGAGCGGAAAGGAGACGUUAGGUGGAGGGGAACUUGGUACAAAGCACGAAGAUAAUGAUUAUAUGAACGAAAUGAAUUAAAGAUAUUUGAGGCGUGUAUUGCUGCGCCUUUCUUUUUCCCUUGUAAUCUCGUUAAUGCGAUAACACUUUAACUCU
Sclerotinia trifoliorum is the source of this 2840-nucleotide messenger RNA. NCBI's taxonomy places the organism in Eukaryota, Fungi, Ascomycota, Leotiomycetes, Helotiales, Sclerotiniaceae. The record is from the annotation of a GenBank genome assembly.